This is a messenger RNA of Spinacia oleracea (spinach), 639 nucleotides long. RefSeq lists its product as uncharacterized. The transcript has 3 exons. Lineage: Eukaryota; Viridiplantae; Streptophyta; Magnoliopsida; Caryophyllales; Amaranthaceae. The coding region runs from base 1 to 639 and encodes 212 amino acids. The record is from RefSeq and is a predicted model, not a curated record.
AUGGUGGGCCGCUUCGCCACGUCGUCUAAGUCUGAAGAUCAGGAUCCUAAAAAACUCAAGAGGAAGAGAGCGCCUGCCGAUUCGGUUCCGACGGUUGCUCUGACUGAACCGGCGCCAAGGAAGGUGUCUCGUGCCGUGUCGACGAUCGCUGUUUCGGGUUCCAAGGGAACGAAAGCCGCUAAGAGAGUGGUUCCUACCCCUCUUAGUGUUUGUCUCGACGAGGGGGAGAGGCGCCAAGCCCCAGCGUCCGAGGAUGGUCGUGAACUAUCUUCUAAGUAUCUCGCCGAGGAGGCUUCUUUGGCUCGGGGGUCUUUGAUGUGUCUUUUGACAGAUGAUGGAGGUUCGAAGCCUUUUGCAGAGCUUCUCGCUAAUCUGAAGAAUCGGCGUAUGAGCAAGGCGAUGAAUGAGUUGUUUACUCCUGCCAAUGAUGCUCAUUUGUCCUCCCUUGGGAAGUUUGAGACCGAUGCCCUUCAUGAGAGUUGGGUUGAGUUUUCCAUCAGGAUGAUGACUUACACACGUCGAUGCUACAAUGGGGUUGCGGAUGAGGUAGAGAAGCUGACGGACGAGAUCGGGAAACUUCAGGAGAAAGAGAAGAUGCAUUUUUCGGAGGUAAGUGAGCUGAAGAAGAAGCUUCACUAG